Amphimedon queenslandica is the source of this 1557-nucleotide messenger RNA. Its product is annotated as endophilin-A3-like. Gene Ontology annotation, cellular component: cytoplasm. The coding region runs from base 159 to 1214 and encodes 351 amino acids. Lineage: Eukaryota; Metazoa; Porifera; Demospongiae; Haplosclerida; Niphatidae. Gene Ontology annotation, molecular function: protein binding. The transcript has 10 exons. The record is from RefSeq and is a predicted model, not a curated record.
GAUCCUAUAUGCAGCAAAGCAACGCACUAGCGAAAUAGUGUAAAAGUUUUGUUUUGUGGAAAGGAAAUAUUCACUGUUGGUCGUUGCUUUAAAGCCUAAAGGGAGCUUUAGUAGCUGCAGGAGGGACCGCAUUUAUUGAUAAAUACUACACUCUAAAGAUGUCGCUAACAGGACUAAAGAAACAAUACAACAAAGUGUCUCAGUUUAUGAUUGAGAAAACUGGCAAGGAUGAAGGGACACCAUUGGACGAUGACUACAGAGAUUUGGAGAGGCAAACGGACUCCACUGUUACCGCCAUUGAUGGUCUUUUAUCAAAAACUAAAGAAUUCCUCCAGCCUAAUCCAACUGCUAGAUUAAGGAUGGCAGUCACUAGUAAAGGUAAAUCCGGUUACCCUCAACCGGAAGGAGCUUUAGGUGAUGUUAUGCUCAAAGGAGGAACAGAAUUAGGAGAUGACUCUAGCUUUGGGUUAGCAUUAUGCGAUGCAGGGGAAGCCAUGAAGCAGCUUGCUGAUAUCAAAGAUGCUCUGGAUUUGAAUUCAAAGGCUAAUUUCUUGGACCCAUUGAAUACCCUACUCCAGAAAGACAUUAAGGAGAUCAUGCAUCAUCGUAAGAAACUGUCUGGUCGACGUCUCGACUAUGAUGCUAAGAGGAGGAGGCAAGCUAAAGGGUCCAAUAUCACUGAUGACGAGAUUGGCCUCGCACUUGAGAAAUUUGAAGAGUCCAAACAGCUAGCAGAGGAAGGGAUGACCAACCUCCUUGAAUCUGAUGUUGAACAAGUCACUCAGUUGGAUUCAUUUGUUGAGUCACUUAUUGACUACCACAGACAGUGCUGUGAGGUCCUGGAGGGUCUCCACUCCUCCCUCUCCAGCCGCAUCUCUCAGGCUUCAUCCCGUCCUGCCCGUCAGCAUAAACCAAAACCCAUCCAACGCCAGCCAACAUCCAGUUACAAGGGUGGUUCAUCAUCAGAUGAAGCUGCUACUAACAGCAUGCCUCCAGCAUAUUCUGCCCCCAAGCCAUCAAAGAAGGCCAGCAGCAAGCCAAUGUGCCGGGCUCUUUACGACUUUGAGCCAGAGAAUGAAGGAGAGCUUGGUUUCAACGAGGGAGACGAGAUCACCCUCGUCACUGAGAUAGAUGAGAAUUGGUUGGAAGGUGAACUGGGCGGGACCGUUGGGUUCUUCCCGAAGAAUUACGUUGAGAUAGUCGUACCUCUGUAAAAACCCAACUCAUCAGAACAUGUAUGCAUACUUAUUGCUGUAUGUGAUUUCCUUGGGUGCCUGUGUUUUACAAGGCACACAAGCUCUUAGUCCUCUUAAUUUGCUAUGCUGUAAUUAUUAUUAUUGUAUUUUGAUUAUUACUAUUAUUAUUAUUAUUAUUAUUAUUAUUAUUAUUAUUGUUAUUAUUAUUGUUAUUAUUAUUAUUAUUAUUAUUAUACUUGAUCUCAUAUGCCAACACACUGAACUGCGUUUCUACUUACUACAGUGCAGGACACUAGCUAAUUAUGAUUUUUAUGUCUUUUUUUUUUCAUUAAUAAGAAUUAUUAAAAUCCUCUUCUCUCAA